UACUGCAUAAACCCGACCUCCUCCGGAAAGAAGAAAAAAAGAAGACUAGAAAAAACUUGAAAGCACCUCAGUGUGCAAAGCAGCCAAACAUGCAAUAACCACAACGUCGAUUUUUGAGAACAAUCCAUCACGCAUGCCACCGUGCGUGUUUCAAUAUCGAUGAGCGAUUUUGUAGCUAGAUGUAGCUACAUUUCACAUCGAGUUUGCUAACGUGUCGCUUGCGGAAUAUAUUUGGCUAACAUUAGCUAGGUACUGUUCUUGCAGAAAGUAGAUAACAAGUUGGCUAAGUUAUUCGCUAAUGGCUUUAUUCUCUGCUGUUGUGUACGUCCACGUGUUCAGUUCAAAGGAAUAUAUUUGAAAAUAUUUUUUUCAUGCAAAAGUGGAUCUGGCACUAAUUAUUGGAAGAAAAUUAUUCAGCUGCAUUUUGCGGAGGAGUUGCCAGUUGUUUGCUUAAGUUGUUUUUAAGGAGUAAAAGAGAGAUCCCCAGUUUUGGAGUUACCUUGUUGGCUACUUUUACUCAACAAAAAGGAGGGUGGUAGCUAGCAGUGUGAGCACGGACUUCAGAUGUGUUCAAUGCCUGCAGGAGAGAUACCUCUUCAGAGUAGACAUGGAGACAAGAACUCAGAAUGGCAAUGGGUCUCCUGGCUUGCUGCAUGUUCUCCGUGACAGCGGGGGACAGAAUGGGGAUCUCAAUCCCAGGGAGGCCUUGAGCCAGCAGGUCCAGGUGCUAUCACUGGAUCAGAUUCGGAUAAUCAGGAGUGCCAAUGAGUACACCGAAGGACCUAUGGUGGCCCCCAGACCAGGAAGUAAACAGGUCAGCACUUUGCCAACAUCCCAGCAGAAAACGGAGCCAGCUGAGGGCCUGUUGAUCGAGCAGGAGCAGCAGAGGUUUGUUCAAAGAGGGUAUGGUCAACAUCAACACGUGCACACUUCUCCAACCGCUUUUACCAGGUCAGUGAGUACAAUGAGCACGGGCUCCCGGAGUAGCACGCAGAUGAGCACCAGCAGCACGUCUUCCGAGCAUAGGCUUCUGGAGAGUUCCCACUCUGAGCGGAUUAUCAGAACGCAGCCCAAGCCCUCGGAAGUAAAGGUGGAGAAGCCGAAGCCCUCUGUGGAGGAGGAAUUGGGCAAGCAUGCGUACCGCUGCGAGGAGUGCGGGAAGUGCAAGUGUGAGGAGUGCACGUGCCCUCGGACCCUGCCAUCCUGCUGGGUCUGUGGCCGGCGGUGCGUCUGCUCCGCACAGAACGUCCUGGACUACGGCACUUGUGUAUGCUGUGUCAAGUGCCUUUUCUACCACUGCUCGAGUGAUGACGAGGACAUGUGCACAGACAAGCCCUGCUCUUGCAGCCAGUCCCACUGCUGUGUUCGCUGGUCUGCAAUGGGUGUCUUGUCUGUCUUUUUGCCUUGCUUGCUGUGUUACCUUCCUGCAAAGGGGUGCCUCAGCCUGACCCAGUGCUGCUAUGACAGGGCCAGGCGACCGGGCUGUCGGUGCAAAAACACCAACGUUGUGCACUGCAAAAAUACUGAGAAGUUAACGUAAGGCAAGCACCUUAAAUCAAUACGGAGCGUCAUCAACAGUAAUUAACUUUAGUUCUGGCACUGUAGUAGAUGAUGGGAUGGGGUACAUAGCUGUUUGUUUGAGGUGGUUCACAUUGUUUUUUUUGUUUUUUUUCCAGCUACAGUUUUUUAACAAGAGGUUUUCUGACAAAGGUUCAGAUUGUUAAUCGCACAAACUAUUAAUACAACUGAUAAGCUACAGCUACAAACUUUCCUUCCCAACUGUUUCUGAGUAGCAUUUGCAGAAUAUGUAAAUUAGCAGACUUUUUGCCAGAGAUGUUUUAUUUUUGUAUAUAUACAUUACAACUGUGAAACAUUGUGCCAACCCAGAGGCACGUUGAUUGAAAAAGUGUGUAUAUAUGUACACAUACUAAUGUUGUACAUUCAUUUGAAUGUAUAUCAGUCAAGUAGACUACCUUGCAUGAAUCGUAUCCCCUCAACUAUACAUGCAAAUUGUACAGUGAGCCUAAAAAAAGUAUAUUUUCUCAAUUUUCAGCAUAUUGUUUAGUGUAAAGAAUAUUUAUUUGAAGUUUUAUUAUUUUAUAAAAAAAACAUAUUUAUUUUGAGACAUCUAAAACAUUGCCCUGUUUUAAAGUAUACUUUUGUGGUUGCUGAAAAUGAGGGUGACAAGGGUGUCAGGCCUGAUGCAUAUGUUCACUAUAAAAUAGAAAAUAUAUUAAUGUUUGAAAGUAGA
Molecule: messenger RNA, 2251 nt
Organism: Conger conger (European conger)
Lineage: Eukaryota; Metazoa; Chordata; Actinopteri; Anguilliformes; Congridae
Product: protein sprouty homolog 2-like
Exons: 2
Coding region: 608-1540 (310 amino acids)
Biological process (GO): multicellular organism development; animal organ development; negative regulation of MAP kinase activity
Cellular component (GO): membrane; cytosol
Source: RefSeq, a predicted model, not a curated record